Monascus purpureus is the source of this 561-nucleotide messenger RNA. NCBI's taxonomy places the organism in Eukaryota, Fungi, Ascomycota, Eurotiomycetes, Eurotiales, Aspergillaceae. The record is from the annotation of a GenBank genome assembly.
AUGACUCCGUUUGUUGAAACCGACAAGAAGCCCGAGGGGGAUAAUCAGAGGACUGGUCCUCUGUCUCGUCCGGCCGAAACCGCAAUUAACUAUGGCCAAGUCCAAGAGAAGAAUCUCCUACAGGCUCCUGGAGUCACAGUUAGAGAGAUCACUCCCAACAUAGGGAUCGAGCUUCGUGGCAUUCAGCUCAGCCAGCUCACUUCGGAGCAGAAGGAUGAGCUUGCCCUCCUGGCCGCGGAGCGCGGUGUAGUCCUGUUCCAUGAGCAAGACUUUGCAGAUAUCGGGCCAGAAAAGCAACAUGAAUUUGGUCGCCAUUUUGGGCCACUUCACGUCCAUCAAAUGGGCGGGCAGAUCAAGGGUUAUCCCGAAAUUCUUCCGGUGCACAGGGAUUUCUUGAGCAAUGCCGUGGAUAAUGAGAUCUCCAAUAAUGUUAGUAGUAUUAAGUGGCAUAGCGAUAUGACUUACGAGAUAAACAGCAUGGGAACUACUGUUUUCUUCGUCCUUGACGGGCUGCCAUCUGGCGAUGGCACGUUGUACUUAUCCACCACGACUGCGUAUUAG